Striga asiatica is the source of this 2092-nucleotide messenger RNA. The record is from the annotation of a GenBank genome assembly. Lineage: Eukaryota; Viridiplantae; Streptophyta; Magnoliopsida; Lamiales; Orobanchaceae.
UUUUAUCUCUGUAGAAAAAAAAAGAGUGUGGAGCCCAAAACUGUUCCUCUGCUUUGCUGGCUUCAAGCUCGCCAUUGUUGGUUUUUAAUGGGGUUUGUCUGAUGAGAGAGGCCAGAGCUUACUUGCCCCAAUCAAACAUACAAUAAUUUUAACAGCAGUAGUAAUAACCUAUCUCUCUCUCUCUCUGUCCAUCUCUCUUCUUUUCAUCUCUCUAGCUUUUUUUUUUUNAGCUUUUUUUUUUUGUUUCACUCGCUUUCUCUUUAUAUAUUGUUAUAUUGCGAUUUUUCCAUUUCCUCAUUUUUUUCGUCUCACAUCACCUCAUCGAAAUCUACAUCAUCGUCUCGUUCAACCCGUUCCUCUCAGGAAGAAAAAUAAUUACAUCCAGAUUUGAUUUGUUUCACCCUUUUCGAAUUAUUCUUUCCAUUUACUGGAUCCAUAGAUCUAAAUCCUUCACCUUUAGAUCUCCGUUUUUCGCAAUCAGCUCCGGAGGAGGAUUGUAUUUACUCAGUAUAAAGUCAAGUCCUAUCUGCAGAAAAGGUUGAAUCGCGAGCUCACUAGAUGUGGAUAGUUUGGAGGGUCUUUUGGAUGAGAUGAGGGAUGUUAUCUGGGUUAAUGAACUUUUUGAGGGCCUGUUUUCGGCCAAGGGCAGACCGAUAUGUUCACACGGGUUCGGAUGCCAGUGGCCGUCAAGACGGGCUUCUUUGGUAUAAGGACUAUGGACAACAUUUUAGCGGAGAAUUUUCCAUGGCUGUUGUUCAAGCGAACAAUUUACUUGAGGAUCAAAGCCAACUAGAAUCUGGUUGCCUGAGCAUAAAUGAUUCUGGGCCAUAUGGCACUUUUGUGGGGAUUUAUGAUGGGCAUGGUGGUCCUGAGACCUCACGGUUUAUCAACGAACAUCUAUUUCAACAUCUAAAAAGGUUCACUGCAGAACAUCAAUCUAUGUCAGCAGAGGUCAUCAGGAAGGCUUUCCAAGCUACAGAAGAUGGCUUUUUCUCUGUUGUGAGCAGACAAUGGCCUAUGAAACCACAAAUUGCAGCAGUUGGAUCUUGCUGCCUUGUAGGGAUUAUCUGCAGUGGGAUCCUCUAUGUCGCGAACCUUGGUGAUUCACGUGCUGUUUUGGGGAGACUUGUUAAAGCGACUGGGGAAGUGCUCGCUAUUCAGCUCUCGGCCGAGCAUAAUGCGAGCAUUGAAUCUGUGAGACAGGAGCUGCAGUCUAUGCACCCCGAUGACCCGCAUAUUGUAGUUCUAAAGCAUAAUGUAUGGCGUGUGAAGGGACUUAUACAGAUCUCGAGAUCAAUUGGAGACGUGUACCUUAAAAAGGCUGAAUUCAACAGGGAACCAUUAUAUCAGAAAUUCCGACUUCGCGAACCUUUCAAAAGACCAAUUUUGAGCGCAGAACCAGCGAUAUUGGAGCACCAAUUGCUGCCUCACGAUCAGUUCAUCAUAUUUGCAUCAGAUGGUCUCUGGGAGCAUCUUACCAACCAAGAAGCAGUUGAUCUCGUCCAAAACAAUCCACGCAAUGGGAGCGCAAGGAGAUUGGUAAAAGCCGCUUUACAAGAAGCAGCAAAGAAGAGGGAGAUGAGGUAUUCGGACCUGAAGAAGAUCGAUCGUGGGGUCCGCCGGCAUUUCCACGAUGACAUCACAGUUGUGGUGGUUUUUUUCGACCCGCACCUUGUAAGCAGAGCAAGUUCUGUGAAGAGCCCUACGGUUUCAGUCAAGGGAGGUGGGGUUACCCUACCUCUCAACUCUCUUGCACCCACUGAACCUGUUGCCACCUGAUAUAAAUGGCCUUUUUAAUUUUUACUUGCCUGUACUAUUUUCGUCAUGUGAAUACAGGAUUUAUUGAAGAAAAGAUUAAAAAAAAAAAAACACAAAAAGAGCAGGCCAGAAGUUCUUGAAUUCUUUUAAUGUACACCUUGUAACUCGUUUUUUAUUUCUUUUUCUUCGUUUAACUGAAGUCUAAUACUUGGCAUAGUUCGAUAAUUGGAAAAAAGGAAGGGCUCAAAAAUGGGUGGCGGACUUGUGAAGCUAUGAAGAUUACUGAGGCUGCCUUGUAGUUGUGGGUGAAUGGAAGAAAUACUUCACGUUUUUA